Messenger RNA from Zea mays, 1286 nucleotides. RefSeq lists its product as uncharacterized. The transcript has 6 exons. Bases 219 to 1106 code for a protein of 295 amino acids. Gene Ontology annotation, molecular function: ATP binding; ATP hydrolysis activity. The record is from RefSeq and is marked validated. Lineage: Eukaryota; Viridiplantae; Streptophyta; Magnoliopsida; Poales; Poaceae.
CGCGAAGAGAGGUGACGCGGCGAGCACACGGCCAUAGAGGUUACUGCUCUCCUGGGCUGUGAGGCUGUGAGGCUGUGACCAAACGCUCUACGCUCCCACUUCCCACCAACUCCCAAAUCCUCCCUGAAAAUAAGAAUACGAGGGUGAGCGAUCGAGCGGUCGAGGGGGUUGUGCUUGUGCGUCAGAUCAACCGACUGGUGGCGAGGCUGCGGGAGGAGAUGGCCGGCGAAGGGAAUGGGGAUGAAGGGUGGAGGCGGAGCGGCAUCGAGGUCAGCGCCCUGCAGUUCGGCUACGACGGGCAGCCGCCGCUCUUCGCGCGCUUCAACCUCUGCGUCGCACCCGGCUCCCGCUGCCUCCUCGUCGGCGCCAACGGAUCAGGCAAGACCACACUCUUGAAGAUUCUUGCGGGAAAGCAUAUGGUUGGAGGAAGAGAUGUGGUCCGUGUCCUCAAUGGUUCCGCUUUUCAUGAUACACAGCUAGUGUGCAAUGGUGACCUUUCGUACUUGGGUGGUUCUUGGAGCCGUACUAUUGGUUCAGCUGGGGAUGUUCCACUGCAAGGCGACUUCUCUGCUGAGCACAUGAUUUUUGGAGUUGAUGGGGUUGAUCCUGUCAGGCGAGAGAAGCUGGUUGAUCUGCUAGACAUUGAUCUGCAGUGGCGCAUGCAUAAAGUUUCAGAUGGGCAGCGCCGCAGGGUGCAAAUCUGCAUGGGUCUUCUUCAUCCAUACAAGGUGCUUUUGCUCGAUGAGAUCACGGUUGAUCUGGACGUGGUGACCAGGAUGGACCUGCUUGGUUUCUUCAAGGAAGAGUGCGAGCAGAGGGAAGCUACCAUCGUGUACGCCACCCAUAUAUUUGACGGACUCGAGACGUGGGCUACCGACUUUGCGUACAUCCAAGAAGGCGAGCUGAGAAGGUCCGGGAGAUACUCCGACAUCGAGGAGCUAAGGAGCGCCAAGAACUUGCUGUCGGUAGUCGAGUCGUGGCUGAGGUCAGAGACCAAACUUCCGAAGAAGGAACCCCCACCACGUCCUGAGACCCAGGCCAGGCGUUCCUCGCCGUUCGAUGCUUCUCCUUUCCGUUCGUCACGCCACAUGGCCUACUACCGUUGAUGGUUUCCCAACUCGUACUACACCAUUGCCUCUUGUUCUGCGCUAUAUAUAUAUAUUUUUGUUGUCGCUCAUAUCGUAUAGUAGCUGUGGAGUUUAAUAUGUGUCCUCUUCACGGCCCUUGUAGACAUCAAUCAAUAUAUAGCAGGCAGCACAGAAAUAAAAGUUUGGUUCGGUUGGUCU